Apis dorsata (giant honeybee) is the source of this 5799-nucleotide messenger RNA. RefSeq names its product zinc finger protein 420-like. Gene Ontology annotation, biological process: regulation of transcription by RNA polymerase II. Lineage: Eukaryota; Metazoa; Arthropoda; Insecta; Hymenoptera; Apidae. The transcript has 2 exons. The record is from RefSeq and is a predicted model, not a curated record. Gene Ontology annotation, molecular function: RNA polymerase II cis-regulatory region sequence-specific DNA binding; DNA-binding transcription factor activity. Bases 1340 to 3934 code for a protein of 864 amino acids.
CAGACAAAAAAAUGAAAAAUAAGAAUAAUUAAAUCCCGAAGAAAUUAAAUAUCAUAAUAGAGACUGAGAGAUAGAAAAGAUAUAGAAAAAAAAUAGAGUCUACAGUUUGUAGUCUAAUGCAAAAAAAUCAUCGUAUUACGGAUGUAGUAUGAAGAUGGAUAUAGUACGAAGAUGUCAAAGAUGGUGAAAAUGAUUCGUCAUAGAUUCGUCUAUAUUGGAUGAAAUGAACAAAUGUUUCAUUAAAAAUUAUAAAUAUUACUAAGAAGGUGUACAUCGAAGCCGAAAGAAUUGUAAGAGCUGUGAGUUUUUUUUUGAAAAAUUUUAUACGAAAAAUAAUAAUAUAAUUUUUUAAUCACGCUGACAAAUAACUAUUGUAUUAGAGAAAGAGAUAAUGACAAUUAGUUGAAAGAAAGUAAUAAAAUAGAAAGAUGAGAGAUCAUAGACGAAGAGAAAAUUGAAGAAGGAGAAUUGGAAGAACGAAAGGGAUAUGGGAAGAGUCUGAAGCAGUGUAGAGAGGGUGUCUGGAUGAGCGGAGGGGUAAAAUUUAGACCGAUAUCGACCGCGAAUUGCGCUUGCGUGGAAAAAGGCGCGCAAUCGCUGUUGAGAAAGCAACGUACUGCCGCGAGGAAGAGGCAGUCAGUCGAUUGUCGCGACGACCAUCAUCGACGAGUAACAAUCUCUGUCGUUCUAUCGUUGUUUCUUUAUAUAGCCGAGGUGGUUAUUAUUUCGUAUUCAAUAUUCCUUCUUAUAUCAAUAUCUAUUAUUUUCUCUAUCAAAAGCAUAAAUUUUGCUUGUCUAUAUACUCAGUAUGCAGAACGAUUUUUUUUUUGUAAACACGCAGCUAAAUUUCUCAAUUCGCGUAACUAAUAAACUAUUUUUCUUUAACUAUCGCUUUUAAUGCUACUCCACUUCUUUCGAUAUCCUUGCAACGGUCUCGGUGAUUCCAAUGCGCGCACCGACGAAACGCGCAUUUGCAGAAAGCUAGCAUAUGAAAAAGGAAAUUGUUACUAAUAAAUAUGCAUCAGAAUCGUAAGUAAGAAAGGGAAUAGAUCGCGAUCAGUUAUUUCUACAAGAUUAAUUUCUUUCUUUUUCCCUCUUUCUUCAAUUUGCUUCUUCAGUUUUUUACUUUCUGCGUUUCGAUAAACUGUGCUUGAAGAAUUGGAAAACAUAAAUUAUAAUAUUUGCAAAUUCGCAAAAUUUACAUUAAUUUCACUAUAAAUAAGAAUAAAUAUUAAUAUAAAAAAUUAAUAUAGAAAAUUGUACGGCAAGAACGAAAAAAGAAAGAGUGAGUGAGAAAUUGCGAAUAUUUGGGUAGUAAGAUAAAAAAAAUAUAAGUUAAAUGGCUACGCUUGAUAUGCAGCAAGAUAUUUUAAAUCAAGUAACUGGAAGCGAACAACAACAACAACAACAAGAGGAAAUUCAACUGACAGAAUUAUUACCGGUGAAACAAUCACGAAUCAGAGAGAAUGAAAUUUUUAAAGAUACAGAUACGAAUGUUGAUACGACCGAUGCUUUAAAGAUACUUCGAAGUUUUACCAUCGUCGAUAAUUGUUGCAACGAUGAUGAACAUAAGCUUUGCUCGGCCAAUUUAUCUUUUUGUAGAAAAAUCGAUCAAUAUGAGCGAGAAAAAUUACAAGACAAUUGCAAACAAUUGCUUGAAAGUAAUCUGCAAAAGAAGAUUUGCGAAUAUGAUAAAAAAAAUGUAAUUGAUAAGACCGAAAUUGGAAAAGAAAAAGAAAAAUGUAACGUCCAAAGGUUUGAGAAUGAAUCAAGUAUAGGAAAAAGAAAAUGCAAGCAAAUCGAUAAAAAAUCGAUAAUUGGAGAUGUAAUAAAAUCCACAAAGAAAAGAGCAAUUAUCGAUGCAAUAAAAAGUAAUAAAAAACAAAAAAGUGAAGAAAAUGGCAACGCAAGGUCAAGGAAUCGGUUAAAAUUACGAGAAAAUUCAUAUCUCGAAAAUGGAAAAGGGAUUAACGAACAAAUAGAAUCAACGACUUAUUUAGAUCUUGACAAGAAUAAUCAUUUAAAUGAUGAGAUUUACGUUUUUCGUCGUGAAUUGAUAGACGAAGAACAGGAAUUCAACACAAACUCGAAAAACAUAGAGGGAACGUACAAAAAUGCGAAUUAUACAAAUACUACCGAUGGAAUAUUAUUCGAUCGAGUAGCAAUUUCUAGCGAAAUAGCAGAUAAAAAUAAUAUCGAUGAAGCUGCCAAACAACUUAUCGCCGUUACUAUUGAAGAAAAUUGCAUAUUUAAUGAAAAAGUAACGAAUUCGAAAAUAUUGCUCGAGAAUUCAUCGAAAGAAACAAAGUUAAACUUAUAUACAACAACGAUGAAUUAUCUUGUAGACAGUGAAAACAAUAAUACGAUGGAAUCAAGUCGAUUCAAAGUCGGAGAAGCUCAUACGAAUCCAUCGUAUGGAUCAGAUAUCUCUAAGAACAUAGUCGUUAUCGAAUCGUCAUCAUCGUCGUCGUCGUCGUUGUCGUCGUCGUCAUUGUCAUCUUCAUCAUCAUUAUCAUCGUCAUUGUUGUCGUCGUCACUCUCAUAUUCAAAAAAAAAGAAUAUGAAUGAUAACGAGGAUGGACGAGACGAGGACGAAAAGAUUGAUAUCAAAACUAAAGAAGAGAAUCAGCAAAAAAAAUAUUGUUGCGUAGUUUGCGAGGCGCGAUUUAAAGGUAGCGGAGGUCUUCGUAAUCAUUAUAAAAUCGUACAUGGAGCGGGACCUAUCUUUAAAUGUGACGAAUGUGGCAAAGAAUUCCCUUUGAAAGAAAGAUUGAAACUACACGUUAGAACACAUACCGGAUUCAAGCCAUAUAAAUGUCCAGAAUGCGACAAAAGUUUUGCCAGAGGAGGACAAUUGGUACAGCAUCGGCGUACUCACAGUCAAGUGAAACCGUACCGUUGCGGUUUAUGUUCUGGCACGUUUACCUGUGCCGCGAAUUUGGCAUUGCACGUAAAACGACACAAUGGUCAAAAAGAUCAUAAAUGUGAGAUUUGUGGUCGCGCGUUCGUUCGCCGAGACGCGCUCAAAAAACAUCUCGAAUGCCUUCAUAGAGAUGUAAAAUCUUUUCUCUGCGUGAUAUGUAACAAAACUUUCAAGGGCCACCUACCUCAACACAUGAGAACGCAUGCGCGCGAUCGGCCACAUGGUUGCGCUACGUGUGGUCAAAGAUUCGCUCAAAAAUCUCAAUUGACCGUCCAUCAAAGAACACACUCAGGACAAAGACCAUUCAGAUGUUUGGUUUGUUGGCAGGCGUUUGCACAUUCAACGGCUCUUAAACUUCAUACAAGAAGACAUACCGGUGAAAGGCCGUUUAAAUGUGCCGAAUGUAACGCCGGUUUCACACAACUACCCCACUGGAAAAAACAUAUGAAAUGCAUUCACGGUCGAAAUGAACCAUACGCUUGCAAAAAGUGUAAGAGUUUCUUUAGAAUCAAAAACGAUUUGGAAUGUCACGAGAAAACCUGUCAUCCUGAAUCUAAAAGUGAACACGACGUUUCGAAUAAUCGAAUGGACUCCAUAACGGCAACGAUAAUACCGACAACAUCAGUUUCGAUGACCUUACAAUCGACAACAUCGUCCCUACUUUCCAAUGAAAUAAUCACCGACAAAUCUUCCUCCCCUCCCUCCAAAUAUAAAAUAAUGUCUGUCGAGAGGAUGAGAUUGUUGCUCGCUGUACUUCUUAAGAGGAUUAGCAAACAAGAAAGAUUGGACGAAUUAGGGUUUGGAAAACGAUUAAUCGACGAGGUUCUUUAUGAUUCUUUGUUAUCCGCUGGCAAAGAUCCGGUUGUGAGUAACGGUCUUUCGGAACUCGAAACUCUCACCAAGAAUCUCGAGAUAUUUCUCAAGUGGACCGUACCCAAAGAACAUUGGGAACAUUUUCGCAAGUUGAAUAAAACACCCGAAGAUAUCCUGGAAACACUUACCGCUACUUAAAUAAAACUUCUAGUUAUUUCAAUCAUUUAAUCAUAUAUGGCUAACGCUACUAAAUAUUUACCAAAGAUUAGAAGAUACAGAUAUACUUUAAACUUCUUGAAAAUUAUUUCAUCCUAAAUCGAGGCUUUUUAAAUCAAAGACUGCUCCCUCUUUUUACAUGGAUAAUUUUUCUAUAACUUUAUACGUUUGAUGCACCAUUCGCGACUACGUGAAUAAAAACAAUUAGAGAUGAACGAGUAAAAAAAGAUUUGAACAUACGUGCGGAACAAGAAUAUUCGUUAGCACGUGUGCAUCGUCAAUCAACAUAUUAUUUAGUAAUAAUAAUCAUUCGUAUUAUGUAUUAUAUUAUCUACCAAAAGUGUUAAUUUAUUAAAAUUAUUUCGAUACAUAUAAAUAAUUUCGUUUAAUAUAAAAUAAGUAUUUGCUAGUCCAAAGUGCAAACGCAAUAUUCGUAAUAACAAUCGAAUAACUCGUUGAUCAUUUUGUGCGUGCACCGUUUUACAAUUCAUUUUGUACUGGGAAAAAAUAAAAUAUGCGAUUGACUGAUAUACAUUUUAACGAUAUUAAAACUUAUUAUUAGUUAUGUUACAUAUAUAUUGUAAAAGUAAUAACGAGUUACACGUAAAAUGGUAGAUAGAUUGAACGAAUAUUUUGUUCCCAUCAUUUCUAUGUGAUAAGUUAAUUAUGCAUCGAGUGCCAUAUUGUUUGUACAAAAAGUUCGUACAAACAAUUUAAAAAAUAAUAAAAACACAUUUAGAGUUUUAAACUUCUACGCAAAGUAUAAAGCGACAAUAUACACUGCGAAAUUUUCAUUAUGAGAGAACGAAAAAGAACGAAUGAGCGAGCGAGCGAGAGAGAAAGAGAGAUAUUUACGUGAUUUUUAUAUUAUAAUAUUUUAAGUAUAGAUAUAUAUAUAAUAUUUUACGAGUUCGUUCGCUUCAUUAUAUAGAUAUUUAAGUAUAUCUUUUAUAGAUAUUUUUAAUAACCAACUGGCUACAUUCAGGGUGCCAUGCGUCAUUUAUUUCUUGCCCUGUUAUUUUAUUAAUAAUUAUCUUACUUGUUGUUAUUUAAACAAAUUUGUUGCUCGCUUUUCGUAAUUUCUAAACGAAUGUAUGAUAAUGUAAUGAAUGUUACGAUGAUAAAGUUAAAUAUUAUCUAUGAUAAACAACUAAUCAAAAUUAGAUUCGUGUGGCAAUAGAUUAAAAAUGCAGUUUUUGCAUUUAUAUUCGUCAUAACGAAAAACAUAUUUUUUUAAAAGAAAACUGAAUGAAAACAAAAAAAAAAAAAAAAAAAAAAAAAAAAAAAAAAAGAAAAAAGAGGGAAGGAAAAAAGGAAGGGAAAAAAGGUGAAAGAGAAAAAAAAUAUGUUUGAAUAUAUAUGAGUAUUUCAAUACAAGUUUUUAGAUGAUUUCUUACUUAAUUUAAAGAGGCUAAAUAUCAACUAGGCUAUUGUACACGUUGUUUGUUGCAAUAUAUUCUUUUAAUUAGACAUAAGCAUUCUAUAUUUAUACGUACAUUGUUGUGUGUAAAUUGUUGGACAAGUAUAACACACAAGUUGAAUGCAUAAUUUUAUUGAUUUUUGUUUAUUUGUGAUAUUUUUUUCUUGCCAUUUUUUUCAUUUUCGUUCUCAUUUAUUUAUUUGCUUUCGAAUUAUUUUUGAACUUAAAUUAUACGUUAAAUAAAUUGAUCUCUUUGGAUAAAAAAAAGUUUCGAAAAGUUCUAAAAAUUUCGGAGAUUCUCGUAAAAUUCUUCGUAUAAAAAUCAUGUAAAAAAAUAAAAAUUUUCAUUUACAUAUGAAAAAUACGCGUGGUGCUACAUGAAAUUUUGUUGUGUUCGUGGCUCUGUUAAUAAACAGGAUCUUUAAUA